This is a messenger RNA of Trichoplax adhaerens, 2106 nucleotides long. RefSeq lists its product as uncharacterized. The coding region runs from base 1 to 2106 and encodes 701 amino acids. The record is from RefSeq and is a predicted model, not a curated record. NCBI's taxonomy places the organism in Eukaryota, Metazoa, Placozoa, Uniplacotomia, Trichoplacea, Trichoplacidae. The transcript has a single exon.
AUGUUUUCUGGAAUGUCGCUUGGAUCAUCUGCAAGACAAUUAGCGGAUACAGAAGAGGUCGAAUUUACAGGUGUAAGAGCUUGUUAUGUACCGGGUGAAGAUAUUGUCUGCCAGUAUCGCCAUCGUGGCCAUGAUACACCAUCGGCAGAUGAUUGGGUUGGUCUUUAUAAGAUCGGAUGGAGAUCACUGAGAGAGUAUUUAGGAUUUCAUUGGAUUCGAGCUUCCAAUAAUCAAGAUGAUCAUACUUUACUCUUUCCAGCCAGUACUCUGCCCAAAGAUGUGGAGGAUGAAUAUCAGCUAUGUUAUAUAUCAAAAGGAACACUGGUUCGAGGUAGAAGUCGCCAAUUUAAAAUUUCUCCUACUGUUCCUGCCAAUGUCACUGAAAGUGAAUCCAUGCUCUUUGUCGACCUUCAACGUAGUACGACCACCAGUAAUAGUAACGUUCCACUCAUGACCAAUAGUAGUAAUAAUAACGUUAACAUGCAAGGAAUAAUUUCUGUCAAUAAUACAACGCAACCAACCAAUUCUUCCACUCCAAAUCAGCCUGGCCAAGGCACCAAUUCUAACCCACUCAAUAUCCAACAGAAAGACUCUUCUUCAAACAGUCGAACACCCGUUCACGUUCAACAAUCGCAGGCGACGCAAUCUACCAAUAGCUCUCGAUCUACUACUCCAGAACUUGUGAAACGGACUAAUAACGGACAAGUACAUCCAUAUACCAUGCCUUCAGUAGGCCAGAUACAACAUGAUAAUGCACCAACUUCCAAUAACAACUCGAAACUAGACCAAUCCAACCAUAAUGGUCAGGCAGAAGUCGCCACGACGACAUCGACAUUGGUUGGCAAAGCCGAUACUUUCAGCCAGGAUAGAAGGCUUACGCCUUCUCAUUCCUUAAACAAUUCAAAUUUGCCCAAUAUCAAUACGAAGAAGGUCUCUACAAGCAUGCCAAUGGAGCAGCUUAAUAAAAUGCGUAAUGAUAAAUUGGACGAUCAAAAAUUGCAACAUCUUAUUACUUCUAAUUUAGAUACUAUCUCUUCAUCCAAAACUUCUGUCAAUGAUAAUGCUAGCUCUUACCCUAGGCCAAAUCAACAAGUAACUCAUGGCGUAAUCAAUGCUAAACUAGAACUUAUUUGGCCCUUAAUCAAUUACAUUUCCGAUGGUUGCCCGCAAUUAUUUGACAUCCUACGAGAGAAUGAUAUUCAGGCUAUGCACAGCGAAAAAGCACGGCGUGCUGUUAACGUUUGCUUAGAAAAUUUAACAGCACGUAAACGUGUUACAGAAGAUCUUCUUUCCAGGGUUAAUCAGUUAAAUCAGCAGUUGCAGGGAAAAAAUGCUUCCCUCGAAAAACAAAAGGAAUUACAAAAUGAAAACAGCCAAUUAAAAGACGAUAUCCUCAAUUUAACAAGACAAUUAGAUUCAGCUAAAGAUCAAAUCCUUCAGUUAAAAAAUGCGGAAUCGGAGGAAAGGAAAAAGGAUCAUGAAUGUUUACAGGUUAUGCAACUGCAGAUGAGAAUACUUGUGGAAAAGAUGGAUAAAAUACCAGUCAGUAAAACCCAACCGACAAUAUCGACAUCGUCAUCAAGCGAAAACCAAGGUAACGAAAGAGUUGCAUCAAAUACAACAGAACAAUCAAGCACUGAUGGGACACAUCUAAUUACAACUGCUAUUGCUACAAGUGGAAAUAUAGCAAAUAAUCCAGCUAUUACCAGUAACGUCUACUCAGAAAGUUUUUAUGCACCUGCUAGCAUGGGCACAGACAUUUAUGGCACUAACCGUAAUGCUCCUCGUAACACCCCUAAUUUGUCAUCUGAAUUUACAACAGGUUGGCAAAACAAUUAUGAGACGCAGCCAGCCGCACUUAGAAAUCCCGCUCCAUCCUCACAUCCUCCUCCGCCACAACCUACGUCUCGUCCAGGACAAAGUACUGGUGAAUUCACAUUCACAUAUCCACCACCAACAAGUACAACUCCGCAGCCACCUAGUGAUGACCGCCAAUCGCACAGCGAUAAUUACGUCUGCCCUGUUUGUAGCAGUGAAUUCCCCAUAGUGAACGGUUACGAUGCAUUUGAACACCAUGUAAACUUUUGUAUCGAUAGUAGUCGAUGA